AUGUUGAACAACAUGGAUUUGAACGCGAAAGAUUCUUUUUACCCUCAGUUUGACAAUUGCAGCGGCUCUUCUCUGGGCAUGGACGCCGGCGCGAGGAAGGACAACCGAGACGCGUUCGGCGACGCGGAGCGCUCGGUGCCCGCGCAGUUCGGCCACGAAGGAGCCCCCGCGACCCUCAAAACCGAAGCUUCCAACUCGGAAUACGCGUUUAACCCUUGCGAGGGCCCCAAAGACGCCUACACUCCCUCCUCGCUCGCCUACUCCGGCAGCUUCUACGUGGAAGCUUCUCAGGGGGCGCCGUGCACCACCGAGACCCUCCUCAACAUGAUCACCGAGAUCGUGGGCAUAUCCACGAUGCAGCUCUCCGAGGCCCAGCAGCAAAGCGCCAACAGCCGGGGGGCUUCAUACACGCCCCCUGUGGACAGCGCGCAGUUUGGAGACGUCAAGAGGCAACCUUUCACCUGCUCGGCGCCCACCCCGCCGGCGUACCCCUCUUCCUCUUCCGACCACCAGACCGGUUUCUCCCAGGAUCAGGCCGAACCCCCUGCGCCGGAGCCGUCCACCUCCCAAUUAGGCUUCGCCAAAACCGAGCCCAAGUCCGAGGCGGCUUCCUUCCCGGUGGUGGUCAAGAAUGAGUUUGAGAGCUAUGAAUGGGGGGCUUUUUGCAAAUCCGACUGCUUGGAGAGCGGCUUCCACACGGAGACGUUCCCCAUGUCCAGCGACUUCCCACCCGAGCAGCAAAUGGACGUGAAGGAACUUUUGGACACCUUCCCCGCCAUGUGCCCCAAUCCGGACGUGGAGUUCAAAGUGGAGGGGGGCAUCAAGCAGGAGCAGUGUUUCUCCGACACGUGCUCCCAGGGCUACUCGUACAACGGCUACCUCCCCCCGCCGAUGGGUCUGAAGCCCUACCCCGAAGCCCCCCCUGCAUCCAACCAGUGUGACUCCAUUUACGCUUCUCCGGCUUUACCCAGCACCAUAGACUCCAUCCUCUACUCCUCCUUGCUUCCCGACUCCUUCGCCCAAAGUUACACCACGCGUGCCGCCGCCACUUCCACCUCCGGCACCAGCGCCGCCAAGCCCCCCAGAGCCCGGAAGAGCACAUCCGGAUCGACUUCGCACGGCCCUCCUAAAGAGAAGCCCUUCACCUGCCCCAUGGAGAGCUGCGACCGCCGCUUCUCGCGCUCGGACGAGCUCAACCGCCACAUCCGCAUCCACACGGGUCACAAGCCCUUCCAGUGCCGCAUCUGCCUGCGCAGCUUCAGCCGGAGCGACCACCUGACGACGCACACCCGGACUCACACGGGGGAGAAGCCGUUCUCCUGCGACGUGUGCGGCAAGCGCUUCGCCCGCAGCGACGAACGCAAGCGGCACGGACGCGUGCACCAGAAGCAGAAGGAGAAAAUGGAGCUGAAGCCCCAAGUGACUCCCAACGCGUGGCCCUUCACUCUGCCCGAGGGCAUUUGA
This is a messenger RNA of Syngnathus typhle (broad-nosed pipefish), 1464 nucleotides long. RefSeq names its product early growth response protein 4. The coding region runs from base 1 to 1464 and encodes 487 amino acids. Gene Ontology annotation, biological process: regulation of transcription by RNA polymerase II. NCBI's taxonomy places the organism in Eukaryota, Metazoa, Chordata, Actinopteri, Syngnathiformes, Syngnathidae. The transcript is spliced from 2 exons. Gene Ontology annotation, molecular function: RNA polymerase II cis-regulatory region sequence-specific DNA binding; DNA-binding transcription factor activity, RNA polymerase II-specific. The record is from RefSeq and is a predicted model, not a curated record.